Messenger RNA from Lutra lutra (Eurasian river otter), 1093 nucleotides. RefSeq names its product basic proline-rich protein-like. Lineage: Eukaryota; Metazoa; Chordata; Mammalia; Carnivora; Mustelidae. The transcript is spliced from 2 exons. The coding region runs from base 1 to 711 and encodes 236 amino acids. The record is from RefSeq and is a predicted model, not a curated record.
AUGAGGAACUUACUCGGGUUGAAGUCCUGGAACAGGCCCCUGGGGUUCAUGGCGAUGCCGCCGCCAGCGCCUCCGCCAGCCCCCCCGGGCCCGCUGCUCCGCCCGACUCGGCGGGCGCCGAGUCUCCGCCGCUUCCAGGGCCCGCCGCCUCCCCGCCCCGCCUGCCACAGGUCUAGCUGGGCAGUGGCCCGGGCUGACCCGGAGGAGGUUCCGACCCGCGGCACGGAGUGGCCGGAACACGUGCGCGCGCGGUCACGUGGCCCGGCCGGAAGCGCGGCGGGGGUGGGCGUGCGCGUGCGCGCCCGCGCCCAGCCCGCGCGACCCGGGGGUCCCGGACGGCGUGGCGUCUACGUGUGUGGCCCUGCCUCGGCCCCGCCGCCCGCCUUCAUUCCGUACCCAUCCGGAAAGCGGCUACUGCGUGUGGCGCCGGAGGCGAAGGGGCCGGGCGCGCCACUGACACCCCGGCCGGCUGGUCGGCUGACUUCGGGCGGACGCUUCCUGGCGGCGCCCGCAGAAGGGAGGCGGGAAGACAGGUGCCAAGCAGCCAGUAAUCACCCAAAAAUACAUGCCUGUGGGGAUCAUUCAGAACCAGGUCCCGGAUUUACCCUGCACAGAGUGUGGGGCUCUCGCUUGGAAGGGGCUGUCAGUCCUGCCCGCAGGACACAGACAGCACAACAGUGUGCCCUUCUCCCUGCCCAAAACCUUCAGUGACUUCUCGUUUCUCGGGAAGAAUCCACAUGCCUCACCUGCCCUUCAAGGCUCUGGUUGACCAGCUUCAGUUUAUCUCUCUGAUCUCAUCUCACCGCUUGCUGGACUCCUGAGGUCACACCAGCAUGAGCCAAAGAAGGACCACCUGGAUUCAGACCCCAGCUCUGUCAUUUAACCAACUGUGUGUCUUGGACCCAAUGACUCAGCCUCUCUGAGCCUAGGUUUUCUCAUCUGUAAAGUGGGAAUAAUAACAUCUGCUUCACAGGACAGAGGGAAGAUAGUAGAGACUUAGGGCCUGGCACGUUUAGGAAAUGAUCAACAUCUAGGGCGCCUGGGUAGCUCAGCGGGUUAAAGCCUCUGCCUUCAGUUCAGGUCAUGAUCUCAG